AUGUCGGAGCCAGAUAAAAAAUCUAAUGAACCGUAUCGUCAAUUAGAAGAAUCACAUGGCGCCGAGCUAAAUGUUGGCGCACAAAGUACGUCAAGCUGUCCUACGAGUUUGGAGAAUGGCACUGAACGAUCAAUGGAACUUUCCUCUGUUGUAGUUAUACCAGAUGAUACCUUUACUGUGGUACAGGCUAUCAAUGCAUUAGGCUUUGGAAAAUUUCAAGUAAAAUUGUCUUUAUUCACGGGUCUUUGUUGGAUGGUAGAUAGUAUGGAGAUUACAAUACUGAGUAUCCUAAGUCCGUCCUUACAUUGUGAUUGGGGUAUUUCUAGAUACCAACAAGCACUGACCACAACGGUAGUAUUUCUUGGUAUGAUGUUAAGCUCUACUUUUUGGAAUAAUUUAAGCGACAGAUACGGUCGUAAGCAAGCUUUAACUUUGUGCGCAGUAUUGUUGGCCUAUUAUGCAUUUCUAAGUUCAUUUGCACCAAAUUUUCUCUGGAUUCUCUUGCUUAGAGGAGUUGUAGGAUUUGCUAUUGGUUGUGUACCACAAUCAGUGACAUUGUAUGCAGAGUUUUUGCCAGCAAAACAACGAGCAAGAUGUGUUAUUUUACUGGAUUGUUUUUGGGCUCUUGGAGCUUGUUUUGAAGUGGCAAUUGCAUUAAUCGUUAUGCCCAAUUUUGGAUGGAGAUGGCUUCUUAUAUUAUCGUCCAUUCCAUUAUUUAUAUUUGCAGUAAUAACACCGUGGCUGCCAGAGUCUACAGUAUUUGAUAUGACAACUGGAAGAAUAGAUCGUGCAAUUUCAACAUUAGAACGUGUAGCUAGAGAAAAUAAAAAAUCAUUGCCAGUAGGAAGACUAGUUAUGGAUAGAUUUUAUCAAGGUCAUCAUGGUCGAUUUAAAGAUGUUUUAAGUAAAGAAAUGUACAGAACGUCUGCUUUACUUUGGCUUGUAUGGAUGAGUACAGCAUUCUGCUACUAUGGAGUGGUAUUAAUGACAACUGAACUUUUUCAUACAUCCUCAGAGCAAUGUAGUACAUGGAGUACGAACAACAAUGAAGGUACAUGCCAACUUGACUGCCGAUUGCGGCGUAGCGACUACAUCGAUUUACUUUGGACAACAUUAGCGGAAUUUCCUGGCAUAUUUUCUACUGUUUUCGCUAUCGAAAAAAUAGGCAGGCGAAAGACAAUGGCCUGCCAGUUAGUCAUGUUCGCUAUAGUAGUUUGUUUCUUAAGCAGGACCUGUUUGUUGAGUAGAGCGGUGUUGACCAUUGCCAUUUUCCUAGCCAGAGGCCUAAUUGCUGGUGUGUUUCAAGCUGCGUACGUAUACACGCCGGAAGUGUACCCUACGCAUUUACGAAGCAUAGGUGUAAGUGCGUGUAGCGCUAUGGCACGAAUCGGUGCUAUGAUCACUCCAUACAUAGCGCAAGUAUUUUUACAAUGGUCCAUCACGGGAGCCAUGAUUACUUAUGCAACAACCGCUUUGUGUGCUGCAAUUGCUACGCUUGUACUUCCCGUGGAGACCAAAAAUCAACAAUCAAAUGAUACAUGUCAUGAAAAUACGAGAUAAAUAUCUCGUAACAAAGCAUCUUGG
This is a messenger RNA of Cyphomyrmex costatus, 1584 nucleotides long. RefSeq names its product synaptic vesicle 2-related protein. The coding region runs from base 1 to 1560 and encodes 519 amino acids. Gene Ontology annotation, cellular component: membrane. Gene Ontology annotation, biological process: transmembrane transport. Gene Ontology annotation, molecular function: transmembrane transporter activity. The transcript is spliced from 7 exons. NCBI's taxonomy places the organism in Eukaryota, Metazoa, Arthropoda, Insecta, Hymenoptera, Formicidae. The record is from RefSeq and is a predicted model, not a curated record.